AGGACGGACGCGGUGAUGGAGGAACUCGCCCGGAGGAAUAUGUGCGCCGACGUGGGAGAGCGGCGCCGGUCGGACAGCGUAGCCCGCAAAGACGGCAGCAGCUCGGACACCGAGUCGGACUUUUACGAGGAGAUCGACGUCAGCUGCACGCCGGAGAGCCUGGACUACACCUCGGCUCAAGGUCGAAACGAUGACUCACCCGGACUCCCGAGUGACUCUGGUUCGGACCCGGGUAGGGCCGUGCCGGGCCAGGGCUCUCUGUCCUACUCGGCGGACCAGAUCCGGCGGUACCGCACCGCCUUCACCCGCGAGCAGAUCGCCCGGCUGGAGAAGGAGUUCUACCGGGAGAACUACGUGUCCAGGCCGCGCAGGUGCGAGCUGGCGGCCGCCUUGAAUCUACCGGAGACGACGAUCAAGGUGUGGUUCCAGAACCGGCGGAUGAAGGACAAGCGCCAGCGUCUGGCCAUGACGUGGCCCCACCCGGCCGACCCCGCCUUCUACAGCUACAUGAUGAGCCACGCCGCCGCCACCGGGAACCUGCCCUACCCCUUCCCCUCGCACCUGCCGCUGCCCUACUACUCGCACCUGGGCGCCGGCUCCACCCCGACCCCCGCCGGCCCUUUCCCCAGCCCCUUGCGCCCCUUGGACGGCUUCAGAAUGCUGUCCCAUCCCUACCAGAGGCCGGAGCUCCUGUGCGCGUUCAGGCACCCCUCCUUGUACCAGGGUCCGGCCCACGGGCUCGGCCCGGGGGGGAGUCCGUGCGCAUGCUUGGCCUGUCACCCCGCGUCAUCCCCCGGCCUCUCGUCCAGGGCCCCGGCCUCGGACUUCAGCAGCAGGACUGAUGCUUUCGUCACUUUUACGCCUUCCGUGCUCAGCAAGUCUGCCUCCGGGACAGUGGAGCAGCGGGACGAGGUGCCUCUGACCAGAUAG
Messenger RNA from Nerophis lumbriciformis (worm pipefish), 930 nucleotides. RefSeq names its product even-skipped homeobox 1 (gene evx1). Gene Ontology annotation, biological process: regulation of transcription by RNA polymerase II. NCBI's taxonomy places the organism in Eukaryota, Metazoa, Chordata, Actinopteri, Syngnathiformes, Syngnathidae. Gene Ontology annotation, molecular function: RNA polymerase II cis-regulatory region sequence-specific DNA binding; DNA-binding transcription factor activity, RNA polymerase II-specific. Gene Ontology annotation, cellular component: nucleus. The record is from RefSeq and is a predicted model, not a curated record.